CGCGCAUCGAUUGGCGCGCUAGCCGUGACCCCCACCAUGCUUUCGCUUUCACCCAAUGGGGCCUCACUUUCGCGCUCGCCCGCGCGCCGAGCCACGGCAGCCGGCACGCUGUCGUCGCCGGCGCUCAGUGACUGGUGCACCCUACGUGCGAGCAAGUGUUUUUCGUCGUGGACUCUCCGUGUGGCACGAGAGAAAAAGAAAAGAGAAGGAAGCGGAGCCUCGGUGUGCGUGUAGGUUUUGUUGGAUCCGUUGUGUCGUCGUCGUCGUCGUCGUCGUCGUCGUCUCUUUCGUUUGAGCGAACCGGGGAACGCGUCACGGAACUUCGAUCGAAAAUUGCGUUCCACGCUGCGCGCGCUCUGCGCCGGUGACCCUGACAUUCGACGGACGAGAGCGAACCGACACAUUUGCCCGACCGUGCCGGUUAGAGAAUCAUCUUUCGUACGAUAUCGUUCGACACCGAGUAUCCGAGGCCUUCGUCGACAAUAUACGCAGUUUCGAGUACGAACAGUCAUCGAGGGACUUAGACUUUGUCGAAACUACCGCGACGUGGCGUCGCGGAACCACGCUGACCUUGACUUUGUUGCACGAAACACAUUGCGACGCCACGACCGAAAGACAGAUUCUUUUCGAAACCGAGUCGCGCUCGUUGUUUACAGUGAUAUUUCUUGUAAUCGUGCUUGGAGUGACCAUUACUUCUUUUUUUUUCCACAAAUUCUCCGUGUCGAGAGGAAAGAACAUCAGCGAAUGACACUUAGUUCCAGCGUGUGUUCGUUCUGUUCCUGAUCACUGAUCGAACCAGCGCUAUUUUUCUCGUUGUGGUGCGCGCCUUUUUUUCUUUCAGUACCAGAUACAUCCGCUGCGUGUCUCUGCAAUUUACUGCGCGCCACUUGGCAAGCCAUCAAGAAGCCAGUCAUUGAAUGGAUGUGCGUGUGACGACGCAACCGAGACGCGGGAAAUGAGUGAAGAUGAAAGAAUAGAAUAACCGAGGAAUAACGUGGAAGAAACGAAGUUGUAUAACGCUUAGCCGCGCAGAGGUUUACCUCUGAUUAGCUACUUUGUCUACGGCCGAAGUGUCACUUACCUAGUUUCCCUAGAAUCGAGAAAACACGAUACGAAGCGUCGGUUUGUGGUUCACAACGGUGUACAACGAGUUAGAAGAGACGGGCCGGUUCGUAAGGGCGGGUUUGACAUCGAUCCGUGAGGAGGAAGUGAUGGCACCGCGGCGUCACGCGAACGGCCACGCUGGUGUACUGAUGGAGAACGGCGGAGGAGGAGCCGGUGGCGGUGGUAUAAACGACACGAUGGAGAACAACCUGCUAACACAGAAUCAGACGACCCGUUGCUGCACGCCUACCGGCGAGUGCCUCCGGGGUGACGCUUUAAUUCGCUUAAACGCUCUACACGACGCGGUCAAGGUGAUGUGCAACAACGAUAACUGCCCGAUCGGCCAGUUCAUGCAUCGCGAGUGUUUCGACGCCUGGGAGCAAACCGUGCUUACGUAUUUGAAGAGUUGCGGACGCGCCCGUAGCUGGUCCGAGCGACAGCGCCAUCAGAAUCUCUGGACGAAAAAGGGUUACGAUCUGGCCUUUAAAGCGUGCGGCUGCCGUUGCGGACGUGGACAUCUGAAGAAAGAUCUCGAUUGGAUGCCACCGGGAACCGGGAAUGUAACUGGUAACAGACAAGACGAGAACGAGGCGAAGAAGAAGAAACGACGCAAUCGUCAGAAUACCAGACCUACUUUAGCCGUUUCGGCUGGACCGCCGAGUCACGGCAAUCACGUUUCGACGAAUGGUCGCGGUCCAACCGAGGCACAGUUGAUCGAAUCCGGUCGUGGAAGGGCUGGCUCGCUCUCGUCCAGCACUGGUUCCAGCUCACCACCGGCCACCAGCGAACCCAGCGUUAGCCCCCUACAUCAGCCCCAGGUCAUUAUGAAGAAGAAGAGCAAGGUUGAUUUCUUCAGUGAUCGAGCUCGGCAAAGUUGCGGUGCGAAUGGAAUUUUCUCCCGUCGACUGGAUUUCAGCGCCUUCAACAGCCUGCCACGCACUAAACUCAACUCCUAUCACAUUAAGAUGGAAGACGAGGGCAAUCAUGGCAACGAUGAUACCAGAUGCUUCAUCUUGUCGACGCUGGCCGCGCUACAAUGGUCCAGAGUUUCCUGCGUUCUUUGUCGAGCACCCAUGCUCGUCUUCGACAGGUAUCCCUUGGUGGAUGGUACUUUCUUCUUGUCACCCAGACAACACUCGUCCGCCUGCGCGGAGGUUAAGGUCGAAGGUCGCACGCAAUUUUUGUCCGCUGUGUGUAUGAGCUGUCUGGAAGGCAGCGGUGGCCAACCAGUACGUUGUCGUUGCUGUACUCAGCCGUGGGACGGAUCUAGCUUGGUCCUUGGUACAAUGUACAGCUACGAUAUUUUCGCUGCCAUGCCUUGUUGCACCGAGCGACUCAAGUGCAACAGCUGCCAGAAGCCACUGAUCUAUCCGCACCAGCGGCUCAAUUUCUACUCGGACUACAGCCGCGUAUUCGCGUGUCCGCAUUGCCGAGCCGUGGACGCCCACUUCGUAAAACCGCUCUCAAUCUGCUUCACCCGCGAGCAGUUUCAGCUUUAUAGCCAGUGGCCGUAACCAUUAGGGAACUUAGCUAACCGGCGUCGAAGCAUCGCGACUGACCCGUGUCCCCUCUUCUUCGAUCCAUUGAUCUCCCUGCUCCGGGCGACCUUGCUCUAGAUCAUCCCCCCCUCCCCCACGCUCGUCAGAUCGUUUUAAUUCUUUCCUGUAAACGAUUAUCAUCCACCUGAAGAAGAUAACGACGACGAAGAAGAAAAAAGAAGAAGAAGAAGGAGAAGAAGACGAAAAAUGCGAGAAGAAAGCAACAAGAGCGUGAAAAAUCUCAGGCUCGGCACUUCGCUUUUUCUACGCUCUUUUAUUCAUUUUUCUCGGCAAGAACAAGUUUUGUUUUCUGUUUUUACAAGAAGCGAUCAAUUUUUAGUUUCUCAUUCGAGCGUUCCGAUUUUCGGGAACAUUGCCGAUGUGUUUCCAGUUAUCAAUCGAGCGAGUCAAGAAAAUGAUUUUCCCUUAUGUUACGUACGAACGUGUCAGGAUCUUGCCGAAAUGUCGAUUAACCUGAGAUCGAGAGUAUAAAGUGGACGUGUAAGGUCAUUACCGGCGAGUUCCCGUUUAAGGCUUUUUUCUUUCUAAAUGUCGAUAUAGUAGGGUUUAUCUAUGUUAAUUCAAUGCGAGGGACGAGGGAAACCUAGUACUUGGGCCACAACGACGAGUUCAUCCCAUCGAACGACAUGGGAACCAACGCAUCUCGACGGCGUAUCGAUCGAUUCGGCGGAGCUUCAACUCUUGGCGAGAAUUCGAGCCAAGGAUUAUCGUCAGUAUUAUUGGUAAGAUUAAUCAACAAAUCCCAGAACUGGAGUACGUUUCUGGUGGAAUUGAUCUUUAAGUUAGCAAAAGUUUGCGUAGGAAUCCACGUUUAGUGAAACGCGCGUGAAUUUCCUUCAUUUUCCUUUUCUUUCGUUCGUCUUUACGUGUCUUUACAUGAUUCUUCGUGCUGUAUUGGCAGAGAUACGAUUAGUCGAAUUUAAAUGCGAGUUAAAUAUCGUCGCGAAUAGAAUAGGCGUGUGUAUAAAGGAAAUUAGUCGUUCGAGGAAAUCUUGUUAGCUUUAGGGAAGUCGAACAAUUAGGUUUAAAAAGGUCGAACGUGAUCGAUACGUCGUCGAUUAUCGUCAGUUGCCGCGUUUCGUAUCGAGCAGCGAUUUUUUUAUAAGAAUCGUCCCUCGCGUCCCAUAGUUGAAUUGCGUUAACUGGAGGGAUAGAAGAAGAUAACGAAGAAACAAAAAUUACGAAUUGCAGAUAAGUAUAGAUCGAGAUACGCAGAAUGCUAAAAAGAAAAAGAAAAAAAAAUGGUCUAACUUUCCUGUAUAUUACGUAGGUAUGUAUAAGAAACAAACAUAAAAAAGAAAAAAAAUAAGAAAAAAAGAAAAAGAAGAAAAUGGUCACUUCGAAACGAAAAGGGGGAAGAGAUAAUGAACUAUCGUUUGUUACUUAGAUAAUCGAGAACGUUGUUUUUUUUACAUUUUAUUAGUUUAUACGUUUAUGGCGGCCAUGUUGAUUUUGUUUAAGGAUCUACGACUCAUUCGAUGGGUUUUCACGUUGAACGGCCGGGCGCCCAGCGAUCUUCCGCCCUCGAGACCAUUCUCUCUUCCUAAAUUUCGAUCCUUUAACUUCAUCCUUAUAUAUUUCGCUCCCUUUUUCGAUAACUCGAAACGUACGACUGGUUUACCACAGAUGAAAACAGAGCCUCGUUUGCUCUCCUCGAUCCCCUAAUACUUUUCCCUCCCUCUUUCGUUUCAAUUUCACAACGUUGGAAAUACUCCCGAAGGGUGGUCGAAAGCUGUGGGCGCCCGAAGUAGCCAGUGUAAAUACGUAAUUAAGUGGGAGAGAACGAGAGGGAGAGAGAAAAAAAAAGAGAAGAACGAGCCAUAUGCAGGUUCGUUCGUGAAAGCCUGUGAAAGAAUGGUAUAGAACGUAAGCGAGAAAGAACGAAGCGUCUGUAAGAGAGGGAGAGAAUACGAGAAUGGAUGACAGCGUGAAAGAAGGGAGCGAAGAAAAAAAAAAAAGAAAGAAGAAAUAAAAUCUUCGUUUUUCUGGCGAUGCUGGUCGUUGCUGUCCAUCAAUAGCGGCCGUCCCACAAACAGAAGACCGCCCACCGUUUUCCCAAGGUAGUAUAGUCGAUCGUGUACCUUCUUUACGUUAUUUCGAUUUAAAAGUAUACUUAAUCCAUUCGUACGCCGGGAAGAAUAUUUAGGAGAUUUCUAUAUUGUGUCCCGUACAGGUUUUUAGCGAGGACCCCGUGAACCCCGUUGCCUGACGCCUUUCACGAACCAUUUUCUCGUCUUCGUUGCUCGAUCUCGCCACGAGAUUCUUUUCUCUUCGUCUGAUAGCGCGAGAAUAAAUAUAUACGAAGAAGGAGAAAAAGAAGGAGAAGGUUGUUUCGUUUUUUACGUGCUUUUCUUUCACUUUUCUUCGUUCGUUCGAGAAAUGUUCGAGGCUGUUACGGUGGCGGGCUUCAUUUAACCGAGCACACACUAUACGACGAUUUGAUCUAUGAGAAUAUCAGCGAGUGAGAGUAAGACAUGGGAUCAGAGCGAACGAACCAGAAGGUAGAGAAAGGGGUGCACAAAUUGCUGAAAACGUUUUCUGUGUACGAGUGGAAGGGGCGAGAAAGAACGAGAGACAUAGAGGGAUUAAAGAGGGAAAAAAUAAAAAAAAAAAGAAAAAAAGGAAAAAAAAGAGAAGAAUGGGAUAAGAAUAUUUGUACAAGAGAACGCGCUAGUUCUCUGAAUGCACACGUGUAUUCGGGGAUAAAUAGAAGUACAUUAUGUCCGCGUGGAACACUUCCUUUUUGGGUAGCCGAAUACGACGAGCCGAAGAGUGCGUUAUCAUCACCGUCGUCCGAUUUUGCCACGCGACGAAACCGCGUUUCUCGUUCAGUUUUCUUCGUUUCCUUUUUAUCGUUCGCUUUUGUCGUGUCGCGAGCAAGCCUCUGCGUCUAAGCAGUCGAGAGACACAGACAAACGCACACAGACGGGAACGAACAGAGGAGAAGAUGGAGUUGUUGGAGGAUCGUCUCUCGUUACGUUUUUCUCAGAGUGCCAAAUAGCGGGAAGAAAGAUUGUGAGAGAAUGGAAGGGAAAUAGGAAAACAAGUAACUGCGAGUCUGUGAAUCUUUCCCAUAGAUGUUCGAAACCCGAUUUUCUUAGCUUCCUCGCUUUUCAUCUGGUUAUCAAGGGUACACUUUCGUUUAUAAGUCGCAGGAUAUUUGCUAAUUUUAAACAAUUCUGAUAAAGUAAAUUCGAUGUAAAAUCUUAGAAAAAAAAAGUAGUAUAAUUUAUGGCUUUCCGUGUAAAACACACGGAUUACACACAUCGAUAACGUAUCAACUUCAUCUUGUAAUCGAGGAAUUUUUUUUUAGAAACGAGCCGCAGGUAAACGUGGCGAAUUAAGUUUUGGAAGCUUUAGUUCCAAUUUUUUAAAUGUUAAUCACGUUUGGAUCGGUAAUUAUAACGGUUCCUAAAGAAGAAUUUCUUUUUUGCAUUAUUCAAAUCAAUGCAUGAUUUCAAAUCAAUCGAUGCUUUCUUAAUAAAUCCUGGACGAGUAAGAAUAAAUUUUAGAUAGCAAGUUCAAGUAUCUUCUUUAUACAUUCGUUUGUAAAAACAGAAUAUUUUUUCGUAAAUCUUUCUCCCGAAAGUUCUUCGUUCAUUCGCGUUUAUUCAGCGAUUUCAUCACAUAUUCUACGAUAUAUCAAAUAUUCCGUGACUUAUAAGCACCGAUAUACGCAUGUAUGGUCGUAAAAGCUACAUCGAAGUAUAGCCCAAACACACAUAGAAAUUUCAUGCUCGAUUUUAGCAAUUAGAAAUAAUCUCGGAGCUGUGGUGGUUGAUAUAUUCGUUUUUAUUACUUCUUUGUUCAUACCCAGUGAUUCUAGACGUAUAACUAAAUAACAAAAUGCUACACGUGUGUGCGAUUCGUUCCUCGUUUCGGUUCAAACGCGAGAAGCUCGCGUCAUGCUCGCGUGUGCGACGAUCCUGCGCGCACACGUUCUAGGAACUUUCUGUUCCUGCGUGUUUUCCGCGCGCGCCUUUCGAGCGUGGAAAGCGCGAAACAAAAGAAAUAUGAAACUUCUGUUCGCGCCACGAAGCGCGCGAGCGCGCCUACUUUUUGUACUCCCUACCGUUUUCAAUUUUCGCUACGUGGUUCGCGUCGUUGAACACCAUAGGUGCCCUGCGAUACGUAUAUCGGGAGAUUCAUCGGCUCACUUUUAGUUCCUAUCGCGAGUCGAUCGACGGAGGAACGAAGGAAACAGUGGUGGAAUUCCUCUUCGCGAGAAGCCGAUCGCAACGCGUGUCCCUUCGAUCGAUCGUCGUCUUCGAGAUUUCAUCGAGAUCGCAAGAUCAACCGAGUUCUCUUUCCUCUUGGUUCGUGAUGAACUUUUUAAAAUGCCGAACCGAAAAUCAUAGCAACGUAGAUCAAGAUUACACGAUAUGCUUUUGUUUCUUUUUAUACUUACGAAACGAAUAAAAAGUUCCAUAGUAAUUCAAUUAUUCAAUUGACGGAGUAAUACAGUCAGUACCUAUGUAUUGGUAUUAAAAACAAAAUGGUGAAUAGUACUAUGUAAGUUUGUCGAAAAUUAUUUGUGUUACAAUUUUUAAACGUGUCAUUCCUUUAGUUUCGUAAUUAAUUCGAUCGAAAUUUUUCGUUACUUACCACAAUGUAGUUUCAUGACUCGAGAAACAUAUAAUGAACUUUUCACAACGAUAAACGCAGAACGUUAUUUUAUGAAAACUAGCAAACCAUUAUGAUUCUCAACUUUAGAUACGCAGACCCAUAGGCGAAGAACGUAAUUAUAGUAAACUAACCUCGAUAUUCAACAAACUGCGUAACUCGCUAUCUAAUGAUAAAGUAGCAGUCGGCGCAACUAAUUGGCUUCGAUAUGUUAUCACGUGGAACUAAUUUAAAAGAAACGAAUUCUACCGCUUUUAUACGAUUCGUACGAAUUAUUGGAAGAAACAAACGCUACGAACUCACGUUCGAAACACGCGAUCUCUGAAAGAAAGUCGGCAUCGAUCGAUCGUGGAAAGGACCGCGACGUUCGAGGCACCUGAUUCGAUUUGUAAAAAAGAUUUCGUCAGUUUCGACGCGUCGACGUACCUAUAUCUAGAAUGUUUAAGGGAAGAAACUGCAUCGAGGAAUCGUAGCAAGCAACUUGGAGAAAAUAUUCUGCAACUUGCAACAGGAGGAUGAACGAUAAAUGGAGAAAAGGAACGGACGGUAGUAAGAGCGCGAUUAGUUUCUCUAUGAUGCGUCGACGCAUAAUGACGCACUCGCUCUGUAGUUGCUUAAGGCUAAACAUUAAAGCUAGGCUAAUCCUUUUUUAUUCCCCGAGUAAAAGUCGCUGUAACGAUUUUCUACUUUCGCACGAUGCUCGGUGACGCUCGUCGACGAACGGAGGGCGGUUUCAGGUAGGGAGGAAACGAUGCACGUUCGCGACGAUCGCCUUCUCCUCGACUACAAGAAACUACACGCAAUUUUUCUCCCGUUGACGAAUCUACCUCGAUCCACGCGACCCCGGGAGCAGAGAAUUCUUUGGUCGUGCCGGGAACUUGUUUCUUUCUCUCGCGGCUAGCCGAUGCAAUAAUCGUUGGAAGAUCGAGGAAAGAAAAUCCGGUUGCCUGCUGAUGAAGCGUUCUUCGCCGCGACGAUUCGAAUCUUCCCCCGCGAUCCGUUCGUACAGCGACGUCCAUCGAGCGAACGAUUUUCUAUGUCGGUGUUUUUAUAGAAAGAGUACGACGAGUGAAACAGAGAAACGUGUCCAUGAACACGGUCGAGACUAUUCGAAACGAAAGACCAUCCACAAAGGUGUUUCAAAGUGUGGAGAAAGAAGAAAGGUUUUUCGCUCGUGUUCGCGGGUUUCUCUGAGUCUUGUCGAUUGUCGUAAUCGUGUCCGUGGAUUCUUCUAAUGAUAAUUAAUCGAAUAGCACAUCUAUAUGGCACGUUGAGGGGAUGGGAUUAAGGGUUGUAUGUGGUUGGGGAAUUAUAUACAACAAAGGGGGGAGGGGGGCUAACAAUGAAGCAAACGCGAGAAAAGAAAUUCUUUUUGCGAAGGUCUUGAGGAUGGGAAUUAAAGGAGAGAGGUUAUGAAUGGUUGAACUAUGAAUAGAGUUUAGCAUAUAGUCAUUAUGAAGGGUAAGAGGUGGUGAUGUAAGGAAGGAGGAGAGGUUUUGAAAUCAUCGAUAAAUAUGUAAGUUUAUUGGAAAACGACGGUUUUCAGAUUCUAGUUAAGAGAACUUUCUUCGUUUCGCCCGUCGGCUGGCCAGCCGGUCGACGCCCAAAGAGAUAUCCUUGAAUUUCGUUGAAUAUUUUAGAAACUCGGCUCUAACUCGGUUAUCGCUCGACGCUCGAUACCGCGAAUUCUUCUUCUCGAUCGUUUCAAACAGCGUAAUUAAGAAGAUCGUUGUACCGUCUUCUAUCGAACAGAGAAACCGAAGAAGAACGAAUUUUCCACGAAAAGGAAAAGAAGAGAAACGCGAAAGAAACGGAAGGCGAAGAGAAAUCGUACUGUCGAGCGAUCGAGAAUCGUUCUAGUGAUAGGCUACUGUGUCGUAUUUGUGGAUGCUCGACAGAGGAAUAGAAGAAAGGAUGGUGGUGAGAAAGAAACGAGAAGAAAAAAGAAUUUUAUCCUGCAAUUUAUAUAUCGGUUGUUCUUCGAGACGUUCUUUUUCACGCGGACAUUCACGCGAUUUAAAAUAAUCUAAUAAGAAGAUGAAGUAUAUAUAUAUAUAUAUAUAUAUAUAUUAUAUAUGAAAAUAAAUAUGAAAUAUUAUAUAUGAAUUCUACGUUUAAGGAUCGGUUUUUUGUCUCUUAGUGUGUAAGGUUCUCUUUACAGCUGUGCUAGACAACUAUAGGUAUACAUAAACGACGAUAUAUUAUAUAUACAUAAACGACAUUACACUACGGUAACAGAAUUCACGCAUAUUAAAUGUAUAAAGAAGCAGAAUAAACGCGGUACGAGGUCUGCGUGCGGGAAUCGCUCGUACGAGGCGCUCGUACGGCUCUCCUUAGGAAUAUAAAGAAAAAAAAAACACGUCUUGUAUAUCUAUUUAGUGAUUAAACUACGUACAACGUUUCAUAUGGAAACGAGAGGUGGACGCGUGAAACGAUCGGGCGGCGAUUUACCAAAUACGUACGAUGAUCCUUCGUUUUUCUCUUCCUUUUUCUGUUUUUUUUAAUCUUCUCGGUGAACUUUCAAACGAAACGACAGGAAAAAUACGAAGUACGAGAGACAAUAAGAGUACCUCUGUAAUCGUCCAUGGUUCGGCUGAAGGAGAAUUAACAAAAAAAAAAAGAAAAAGAAAUAAUAUACAAAUUCUAAAACAUGAAAUAAUAAACUAAGAAGUAGACGAGAGAAACGAAAACAAUUGAAAGUCCUGAGAAAGAUGAAACGUCGGGAUAUUUAAUCGAAAUUAAAGAGAAUCACAUAGGGGAACAACGUGCGUGUUUGAUAGGAGAAAAUCGUCGCACGAUCUUUCACUGUAGUCGGUUUUUUUUUUUACGUCUGUGACAUACACGCACCCACUCACACAUACACGCACACACCUGCAUACAUAGGUAUACCGAUACAUUGGAAUGAGUACGCGCGCCGCGCGAACCAACACGACACACCUAAUAUAUAUAUAUAUAUAUACAAGGACAGCAGAUAUACCAACACUUAAGUACACAUACAUACACAUUUAUACAUAUGUACACAGGUGAUGUUCUUUCAGUAGUCGCAAUUAUAAAUCGCCGAGCCGCGUGGAUCGUGAUCAGAAACGCGUUCGAGCUUUUCUUACAGCGCCUCCUCGUUAACGUUUCAUCGAGCACACCGGCUCGCUCGUUAGUCCAUUUUUAAUUUCAUUCCCCUUUCUGCCGACGCGACGUCGAGAGUUCUUCCGUGCGACCACCUUUUUCCUUUUUUUUUUUUUAAAUCCAUCGAGAUGUUUUCGAUUCCUUGAAAUCUCUACAUUUCACACUCCCGUUCUUCGUUUAAACGGGCAACCAAUUAAUUGACGUUCCGUUGCAACUGUUAGUUGCCCGAUUCAGUGGUCCUCGCGAAUGUCCUUUCAAUUUAAAAAUUUUAUUCUUUUACCAUCGAUGGAUACGAGUUGCUUUUAAGUUAGGAAGAAAUAUUUUGCGAAGUCGUACGGAAGACACAGGGGGUAGAAAGGGGUGCACGCGAAAUGGUGAUACUUUUUUGUGAUCGAUACAAGAAAUCGACGCCCUCCAGCGUCGAGUCGCGGUUAAAUAGAAUGCUCGAUUUAUUGCACCGAACGAUUGGAAUAAAACAGUGAACGACGAUCCAUCGACACAUCUUUGAACACUUUUUUCCAAUCGUUUAAAGAUCGUAGCCGUAUCGCUUUAGUUUUCUUCCGAGCAGAUUUCAUUUAAUUUUCGCUUCUGCAUAGAAUAAUAUGUAGGUCUACAACGAGAUGUACUACUCCUUUGAUUUAUUCCUCGACUCAUCGUACGACGACGUCCGUUUCCACGGCGUCGAUGAUCGCUCGUAGUCGAGUACGAUUUAUCGCUAUCGCAUCGUAGGUUUCUUAGAGAUAUUUUUAAUUAGUUUCCAAUCACAGAGACGAACGAACAACGCGGCAGCUGUCGCGCGAAUUUCAAGCUCGUUCAGCAUCUCGAAUCUGUACGGUGAUUGAUUUUUCUUUACUUUGCCGCUCCGUUCGCGAACGACAGAUCGAUGAGUCCAUUGUGCAGAGAAUAACACGAUUCUCCUUUCUAUAUUAUUUUUUCUCUUUGAUUUUCGUUUGGCGAUCCUGUUGUCCAUUGAGUCGAACGCGCCACGGCUCGAUCGUGAUUGUUCGACAUUUAGGUACCUUUUAACACGCGUUUCUAAAUUAGGUUCCAUCGACUAUGAACAUUCGUCUGGCGUCUAGUUUUAGUCGCGAGAGUCGCGGGUACGUCUCUGAGGGUUUUUCUUCGAAAUUGAUCGAAGUAAGGCGGCGAGAUUCAUGAAAAACUACGGAUACCUUAAUUACCUCAAGUUAUUAAUUAAAUUAUUAGAAGGCGCGUUGUGUAUCGUCCAUCGGGUUGUAAAAGAUGUUGGUCAAAGUUUGAUCGACGUGCCCGCGGGGUCGAGCGUUUUUCUCGUUUUCCAGCCCGGUUAUUUUCAGGCGCAGAGACGUGGAAAGAGCGAGGGUAUGAAUGGGAGCAGAACGAACGAGAGCGAAAGACGUUAGAGCGAUUCUAUGCACGACGAGAAUGCAGUGUGAGAGAGGGUUGAACGUUAAAUGGAGAGAUAAAGAGAAUAAAAAGAAAAAAAAGAAACUGAAAAGAGGAGAAGAAAAAGAAGCAUUUAACCGAAUCGCGCCACUUGUCUAUCGACAGAACGCGACCUUAUCGAAAGACGUACAAAGUGAGAAAGAUGGAGAGGAAAAAAAGAUAAUAUUAACGCGAACGUGGAACCGGAAGGGCGUCGUUCCAUGAUCCGGGGAAAGCGAGUUGAGACGAGAAAGACAAGCAAGGAAGACGCGAUUGGUUAUACAUAAUCCUCCCCCUGUGGAAAAAAUCCUUUCGGUUUCGCGUGUGUCGAGCCCCGAUUAAGUUUGACAGAUUAUAAAUCUCACUCCCUCCCUUUUUGUAAACGCUGAUUCAGAGGCCACUGUUUUUUCCACGCCCAACACGACGAUGAAAAGAGAACGAGUGAAAGAAAGAGAAAUAGAGAGAGAGAGAGAGAGCGAGCGAGCGAGAGAGAGAGAGAGAGAGAGAGAAAGAGAGCGCGCGUAUUAGGGAAAAUGAAGAAGAUAAAAAAAGAUUGAUUAUGCCAUGGAGAUCUCCUGUAAUUGAUGCGUGUAAUUUAAAAUGUACAUUGCCCAAAAAUAUGGUGUUGUUAUAAUACUGAAACGUGUUACGGACGACGAAGAAAUUUUAUCGAGUGCGCUACUGGAGAGCGAUUUUGUUUUUUCUCGCGGACGGCGUUUACGUUGACCCUGUUCUUCGCGCCUUGUCUCUCGACGCGAUUAUAAUAAUCCUACCGUUGAUCCUUAAAAAAAAAAAAAAGAAAAAAGAAAAAGAAAAAAAGAAAAAAAAAGCGAGAAAGAAAGAAAGUUUAUUAUCGAAGUAACGAGGGCUUAGGAAAAGUAGAAAGAAGGGAGGAUUAAAAAAAAAAAGUGGGAAGACAGAGAGGAGAGAUCGAAAGAUGAAAAGAGGAAGGUUUUUUUACUUCUCGAGAGAUUACACGACGUACCUAUUUGAAACAACCCACACACCCCCCUUUUUCGUCCAGUCACGGACGUGUCCCAGCGAAAAGAAUUCUUUGGCGCGUUUUUUAGAGAAAGAUUUUUAUAUCGAGAGGUUGAUCGGGAGGCAAGGCCGACGAUCGCCGACCACGCAAAUAAUACACACACCGGCUGUCUUUCACACUCUAAGAAAGAACCGGGCUCCCAGCGAAUCGAGCGGGAUCUACGAUUUUUCACGGUGAACUGACGGAAUAUGUCAUACGGUGGUGGAAGCGUGUAUAUCGGGUGCCAAAUCACGUUGAACGGGUUGCUGUUGGAAAUAUCACUUUUCGAAGCUUUUGCGAACAACUUCUUGAACCUACAGUCCAAAUUUGCUCAACCAUAAAAAGGAAAAACGUAUAUCGAGCAUUCUCUUCUUUGGCCGUGUAACGAAUGUAUAUGUAUAUCGUGAAGGUGAUUUCUCAAGAAGCUGGUGUUUCCCCUCUGUAGACGAAUCUCGGAAGGAGCUCGGAAAGACCUGAAAGUUCACUAAUCCUGGGAGCCCGGCCAUUAUCGAGUCGAUUGGAGAUAGGUUGGCUAAGGUACAAAUGUACAUAGGAACAUAAUGUUGUUAUUUAACCUAUAACACCUGCUUCUCGUUUGCUUCCUCUUGUUUUAAAAUUAAAAAAAAAAAAGAGAAAGGAAUAAAAGAGAUCAUAUAAGCUAUAACUUUGAAAAAAUGAUCAAAGGUAUCGACAUAUUGUACAAUGUACCUUUUACACGAAGAGAACGAGAUAAAAUAAAAAUAAAGGAAAUAAUUAAAAAGCUUAAAAAUUCAGAGGACAGAGGUUUCGACAUUUCGCGGUUUCUUCUAAGAACGAGAUGGAGCAAACGAACGAAAACGCAAAACAGACAAAAGAGAGACAGGGAGAGAGAGAGAGAGAGAGAAAGGUGGAUAUGCAAACCGAUAUCGCGGAUGGAGGAUCGAUGAGUUAAUCGACGUGUAGCUGCGUAGACAAUUGGUUCACGGCUCUUCGCGUUUCACCUUCGUUCCGUUCGUUCCUUCGAAUCGUCGUUGGUCCUCCCAGUUUCCAUUUAUUCCCUUUCACCCGUGUCUUCGUUUCGUUUCAGCCACCGCGCGUGGAUGGCCCGGUUUUUACGAGCCGUGAUCCAAUCGAUCGCAAGGAGAGAGCAAGAGAGUGAAUGAGUCUCGUUAUGGUGGGAAUGAAAGCAACGAAAAAUUCCAUAGAGAAGAGAGAACGAAAGAACACAGAAAAUACAUAUACACGUACAGAUACAUAAACUCGUACACGGCUUCUAUUACUCGUCGCGAACGACGGUUCAAUUUUCGCUUCGUUUUCGUUUUCCAUUCUCUGCGUUAUGGCGUCUUCAUCUAGAUUCUCUCGAGUCAGGGCUAGUGACUGGCGUUCGAUUUUUACCCUCGUGCCACCGUUCCGCGCUAAUGUCCCCCUCGAGUGUCUUAUGGAAGCUCGAUGUAUUUAAAAAGGGAGAAAAUCUUCGAAUACAAACUCUUCCAUCGAGAAUGAGAUUUCCUUGAAAUCCACGACUCCAAGACUCUACGACGGUUCUUGUAUUCUAUUACACGGAUACAACGACGCAAGGAUAUUCUCGCUUUUUUCUUUUGAAAGUUUGCUUUUCACCAAUGGACACUCGAGGAACGAGACGAAGGUGCGGAAAAGCACGAGCAAGAAAGGGUGAAGAGAUAUUUGGAUGAAGCAAGAUAAUGGAUACGCGCGUGCAACGAUCGUAAUUAAGCUUUCACAGUGGAGACGCGUAAUUAAUCGUUAGUUGGUAGGCCGCCCCGAAGUAUCGAAACCCGUUUACAGGCAAUUUCCUCAAGGGGUAAACCAAUGUGUCUGAAUGGCGUGUGGAUGUGCUAUAAUCACCUACUACUCCCUUCCCCUACGUACAUUUAAUCGCGUUUUACUCUGUGUGUGUAUACAUAUAGUCUUACGUAUAUACAUGUAUGUAAUCGUGUGUAUCGCUAACCAAUUCCCUUGUUAGUAGUACUUUCUUCUGCCGUGUCUCUAAGUAUAGUCCUCUCGGCAGAGUUCUUCGCACCAACGUAGAGAAAUACUCUGAAAAUUCUCUCCUCAAUCAUGAUCGAUGUUUUCGAUGAUAAUUCGUAAUUUGUUCUUAAUCGUAGAGCCGUAGAAUCGCAAUAAAGUAACAGAGUCGAGGCGGAGAGAAUAAAUAUCGAAGAGAACAUCGAUUUUUCUUCAAAUCGGCAAUUGAAGAUUUUAAGCGUGAAGCUGACACGAGCGAAAUUUUCAGAGUGACACGAAGCACCAAGCGUAAGCUUGCACGUGUGUAUUUGUAAUACGGUUUUUCCAGCGUAUACGUCACGACACCUUGCGUGUGUAAGACUGCGACAUAGAUUUUGCACUCGGUUGUAAGAAGAAGAGGGAGAAAGAGAGGCGACAGCGCGGAAAUAUCACCGUGGAAUAUCGACACCAAUUCAGCGACGUGUAUUUUUUGUUUCCUUUCAGUCGUUCCGUUUUUACGCGCGCGGAUAGUCGCGUGGAUCCGAACAGCGAGCUCGUUUCAUAGGAUACUCGGCGUUUUUCUAUCGGUCAUUGCGGAAAGUCAUUUAAAAGAAUACGACGAUGGACAGAAAAAAAGAGAGAAGCGAAAGGGCGGAGAGUCUUCCGCGUGAAAACGAUAAGCAAUCUCCUUUUUUUAUAUCGGUGAGAAAAAAUUGUAAUAAUUACCAUAAUCUACGUGUCGUGUUUAGGGUAGUCUUUUUUAUACGUAUUUCGAAAAGAAACAAGAAUCGUCGAAUCGAAUAAUCGAUAAAAUAACAUCGCGUGUGAUCGAGGAUCUCGUAACGAAUUUUGGUUAGAGUGAAUCGUAAUUCGAAGUCGGGGCAUUUUUAUUCGGCUGUGUUUAUUAAGCGGGGGGUUAAGAAAAGGAAAUUCUGAGAGAAAAGUAAAAAAGAAAAAAAAAAGAAACGAAAAAACUUCGCGUAGUAUUCGGAUAAGGCUUUCGAAAUUUAGAUGAAUAAUUUUUGUACCCUAUUUUUUUAAGCGAUCGCCGAGGCGAUCAGGAAACGAGAUCGGGCAAAAAGGGUCGUACGUUCUUUAAAACGCGCUAGGAUUUAUAGCUCGUGUUAAGUUUAGUUUAAGCGUAUAACCGCGUCGCGUAACAUAAAUUAGUAGCUGUUGACAAGAGGAGAAAGAGAAAGAUACGAAUGAAAAAGAAGAUUGGGAACUUGACAAGGAGGGAGGAAAAAAGAUAAACAUCUUCUUAAAAAGAAGUUAAAAGACACGCCACAGGAAAAAAAAAAAGAAGGAGAAGACGAGAAAGAUGCUUUCGAGAUCUUCCGAGAAAAACUUUGAUCGAGGUGUUCGCCUCUGUUCAGCCCUUUCACACGUGCGAUCGAACUUUUCAAUUCGUCCGCGUGAGGAGGAGGAGGUUCCCUUUGAAACGGAAAAGGGUGGCGAAGAGGAGAAACGACCAUCGAAUUCGCGUAUUUCUUCAAGAAAUUAGAAACAGUUAACACGCUUAUGCUCCUCGAGUCGAAUAACUCACCGAAUUCAUUCUGAAAUUGAACGAAGGAUAAUACGAAAACAAGCACAAUGCGUAUUACGUGGCGAGAAAAAGAGAGAGAAAGAGAGAGAGAGAGAGUGAGAGGAAAAGAAGAAUGAAGUUGAACGAAUUCUGUGGAAAAACGAGUACCAAUCGCGAAGCCCGCGUUUUCUUCUAGUUGUAUAAUUCUUCUAACGCGUGUUUAGCUUGUACUAAUUAAUUCGUUAAUUAAUGUCGAUUGUAAAGUAACGUGAAGGCCGGAAGGAGGGGAGUGACCGAUCGGAGGGCAUAUAGAAAGGAAUGGAAAAACGGAUCUAAAAUCAGGAAAAAGGAAGUAUGGCGAAGGAGGAAAAAAUGUUUUAAAAAACGAGUAAUAAGGAAUCAUAGUAAAACACAAGCAUUCUUGUGCAUUGCGAAAGCAACAAAAUAAUCAAUGCUGGUAGUGCGGACCAAACGGGACAACUGACAGAGGGUGCUUCAAAGCAAGGAUAACGAAGAGGAAAGAAAGUGAAGGAGAAAAGAGAUAAAAUGGGACGAAGACUUGUCGAGGCAUGGGAAAUUGAGGAAAUUGAAAAGAGGAGGGAAAGAAAGAGAGAUGCGAGAUUCGUAAAAUUGCCGCUCCAUCGGAAAUCAACGUCUAGAAGACUCGUUCGUAGUGGUUAAAAAAAGAAAACAUUUUUCCACGAAGCGUGUUGCUUCUCUCGAGCGAUUUUCACGAAAAUAUUCUAACGAGUCGUUUCAAUUUAGUCCUGUUGCGCCUCUACUGUCCUCUUUCUUUCGUCGCUAAACUUUUUUAUACUAUUGACAUGUUCAAGUAUCGAGUAAAGAUUUCGAUUUUUAAACGGGGUGAAGUGACUCGAGAGAAAAAGACGCUUCGGAGAUCCAUGAUUGGCUACGUGGUAUUCGAAAGCGAUACACCAUUCUUAACGUUUAAGGCUUGUACGAAAUUCUUCUAUCGGACUCAGUGCGUUUGUCUGUCAGGGUAAGCUCGCUGUCUCAUUGACGGAAAUAUUUCUGUAUCGAUGUACGUGAAAUGUAUAAGGAAGAGCGCGGUCAUGCGUCGUACGAAACUUCUGCCUCGAGAGAUUAGGAUGUCUCGCGAAUUAAGAUCUUUCUGGUAUUCGUCGUUAUCGUCGUUUCAUUUAAACGUUUGUCAUUUUUCAUUUUUUUUGUUAAAUUCGAUCGUCAGACUCUUUAAAACGGAUAGCUUUUUAUUUAUAACGCGCUUAGGACGGUGAUAAACGAUGAAGCAGUGCCGAAACAAUCUAUCGCGGUUCCUUUCUUUCUUUUAGUUUCUUGUUAAGGAGAAAAAUGGAAUAAAAAUAACGUAAACGAGAAAUUUGAUCGAAUCGUUGGUUUAAACACGAUAAAUGAUCGGAUAUGUAAGAAAGAAAGAUGAAAUUUACGCGAGACUUUCCCAAGGAAAUCUUCGACGAAGGAAGAAGCAAUCGUAACGACGUUUCGAUCGAUUAUCCUUCGAACUAACGCGCGUUCGAUAUAUAAUGCAAUAUAUACACGCAGUUAAUUGUAUUAAGACGUACGUAACUAUAAUCGCUAUUUGCUGUUUCGAUCGUAGAGGUUAGACGAGAUAUAUCCCACCUGCCUGUAUCGCACGCGCAACCUUCGCGAAGAUGAUAAUCCUUUCUCGAGGAGGAAGAGAAGAGCCCAGGCGCUUCUAAGCGGCGAGACUCGUGUAUACAUAACUCGUAGGUUACCCUUUGCUCGUAGUAAUUAAAUACUCGAUCGAAGCUAUCCCCCAUUUCUUCGUGUAGCUUGCGAAUAGCUGAAAAACGUCGGCGCGUUCACGUCGCGAUAAAUCAAUCAGCGAUGAAAAGAGAAAGAAAGAUCCUGUAAAUCGUCCGAUCGAUCGUUGCUUGGAAUUAAAGAACGAGUCGAAGCGAUUUAAUCGAGCGAAAAGAUUUUAUUCUUGAAAGGAGCAGUGAAAGACGAGAACGACUUGAAUGCGCCGCCGCGGUGAUCAGCGAUCUCGAAUGAGUGGCGAAUGAGUGUGAAAAACGAAAGGAUCUUAACCCAUCGGUGAAUUUGCAGCCCGCCAAGAAUAAAAUAUAAAAGAGAAAAAUGGUAUACACCGGCUCACGAAAGUCUUUGAUCAUUCACCGCAAAACUUUUUACUUCUAUAUCGCGUGUGUUAUACACGACGUUUUAAAAUUUCAUUGCUAUUGUUGCGACGAUAUUGGCAAAGUUCGAGACCAAUUUGAACGAUGUAUAUAGAAAUUACGAGAUGUUUAUUACAAACGUACGUUUCGUGGAAAAUAGUAUUCGAAUUCUUUCGUGUACCCGUGUAUAUGUAUAGAAAGCUCCGUUGACGAAAUCGUAUUCCGGAAGCCCUUGUCCGAACGAAUUCUCGUUGGCCAACAGACCAACGCUAUAGCUUUCCUUUCCGUUCCACCGCGUUCUACACCUUUUUUUCGACACGGGAGAACAAAGAGGGAGAAAGAGAGGAGAAAGAAAAGAUACAGAGACGAUGGCGAGCGAAAGAGUGAAGGGAAACGAAAUCCGAUGCCCGUUGGUCGCCGACCACGAGGAGAAACAUCGACUCGAGCCACUUUGUGUAAAACGCUCCCUCUGGUUCAAGAGUGACGAUCAUUGCAUUACAAAUGAAGAACGCCGGAGAAAGAGACACGAGUCGCAAGGACGGAAGCUGUGAGCCAGAAAACAGAAGGGACAUAUUAAUACCUUUAUUUUGAAUCGUUGCUUCGAGGAGCAUUCGUCCAUCCUUACUCGACACUAUUUAAUUUAAUUGGCAGACGUCUCGAGUGCUGUGCAAAUGGAAAAAAAAAAGAAAAAAAAAAAGAAAAAAAAGAAAUGAAAGAGAAAAGGAAGAGCCUGGACUCGCGAGCAGAGGGAACAAAGACUAGCUGUUUUCCUUUUUAUCACGAAGAACGGAAACGGAGAAGCGAAAAAAGGGAUUCGUCCGUUUAUACGGCAGGACAAUGAAUAAAAGAAUAUGCUGGUCCGCGAUUGUGAGCUUUAAUUGAACGCCACGUUCUUGCAAUGAUGGUCCUCGUUCUUCGUGGUCGGCCGUGGCAACGGAGGAGCGUUUCGUUUGGUCGACCUGGCUGUCUCCCGCUCAAUGAAUUCGGAGCUAAUUUACCGAUAUUCGAGCGGUCUGAAGUGGAUAUCGACGAGUUGAAAAAUCUGGCAGAGCUACCGCGUCGAUCGAUAAUCGUUUAUCGAUGAGAGGAUUCACAGUGAAAAUUGCUCGGAAUUCGAUGGCGAGAGACAGAGUCCGAGGUCUUCUCUAUACCUCCCCUAUGAGAGUACAAAUUUUUCUAACAAAAGUAAUUAUAUUCGAGCGACGAAUGGAAUAUUGACGCAAGGAAGCAGCAACAAGGAAGACGACGCGAGACAGAAGAGAAACGAGUGACAGUCAGAUCGAUCGUAGAUUAGUGUAAAUGAGAAUUUGCGUGUGUGAGUUUACGAGAAAGGGCGGCGGAAAUCGGUAUGCUUGCUCGAGUGAAAAAUAAUACGGCGUGAGAGAGCGAAAGAAACGUGAGAAUGCUUAACGAGAAAAGGAAAAGGUAAUAUUAAGAGGAAGAGAGUAAACGUUUAACGAUGUUUUCCCCUGGUGGUAUGAGUAUAUUACGACGAUCUAAAAUUAACAAAUGAUCUAUUAUAUUAUAUGGUGUAUGUACCGUAUACUUAUCUAGAGUUAGGUCUCAUUUCAAACGUGUUACGUAUUAAACGAGGUACGAUACGUAUAACAUAUAUUAUUGUAUACAUUUAACGAGCAUACGCAUACCUGUACGUUAACGAUCUAGACUGCCAUUAGCACUUAAGGCGCGGCUUCGCCCGAUUUAUCUCGAUUUAGCCCGAAUUCUCUCAGGUAUGACGUCCCAGGGAUUGCUCGUUACGCGCGCCAUGGGAACCAAGUUUCUUCCAACUUGCAUUCGGCGAUUUAUUCGAAACCAAAGACUGCAAAAUGAUCCAAAAUAUCAGAAAUUGUUCGAUCUAUAACGUUUUAUCGAAACCGAUGUAUCAGGCCGCGAGGACAUUAGAAUACUGAGAAAUUGAGAUUUCCCUCGUCACAAUUCAAACUUGAAGAAGAAUCCCACGACGAUGUCCCGAGGUGAAGUAAAAAGUCUAGCGACGACGCUCUCGAGAAAGCGAGGAGAGAGGUCAAGCGGCUGGAAAUAUCGAAAACUUGAACCCAACUCGAAGGUUUCCAGGGCCAACGUAAUUCUCAAUCCCUGCGACGUACGAAGCAAGUUUCGAACGUCUUCGUCCCCCACGGUUUGGGAAACGAAAAAAAGAAAGAAAAAAAGAAAAAAAAAAAACAGGCAACACAACCACGGGGGAAGAGAUACGAUGGUAGCCGGUUUCGCGAAAUUCUCUCGAAA
Molecule: messenger RNA, 20676 nt
Organism: Bombus pyrosoma
Lineage: Eukaryota; Metazoa; Arthropoda; Insecta; Hymenoptera; Apidae
Product: headcase protein
Exons: 5
Coding region: 1212-2618 (468 amino acids)
Source: RefSeq, a predicted model, not a curated record